This is a messenger RNA of Aspergillus heteromorphus CBS 117.55, 479 nucleotides long. RefSeq lists its product as uncharacterized. NCBI's taxonomy places the organism in Eukaryota, Fungi, Ascomycota, Eurotiomycetes, Eurotiales, Aspergillaceae. The record is from RefSeq and is a predicted model, not a curated record. The coding region runs from base 129 to 389 and encodes 86 amino acids. The transcript has a single exon.
GUUCAAAGGGUGUUCUAACAUGGACAUAGACAUGGACAGGAUAUUCCAAGAGCAGAAGCUAAGCCCGGAGCUCCUCGAAAGAAAAGAAAAGCAGGUCAGGUCUGCUCGAGUCGAGUCGAGUCAAGUCGAUGCUCAUGAAAGAUCAACAAGUGGUGAAGAAAGAAAAAGAGAAAAAAGAAAGAAAGAAAGAAAGAAAGAGGACCGGAGGCAGUAGAAAUCCAAGCCUAAGGCAACCAAAAGAGGCCAUGGCCAUUGCCAUGAAGUGCGCAAACCCCAAAACACACAAUAAUAAUCGAUCAAUCGAUCGAUCGAUCAACCGCCCUGCCAGAAAAAAAAAACAAACCCGCCCCAUGACUCCGAGUUUUGUAUCGCCAAAGAAACAAAUAUGAAAAGGGUAGUAGAUAAGAGGAUAAAAAAGAAGAGCAAAAAAAAGAUGCUUCGGUCAUGUCACAUCAAUACCACCCGAUUCCCCCCCACCC